Molecule: messenger RNA, 5012 nt
Organism: Miniopterus natalensis
Lineage: Eukaryota; Metazoa; Chordata; Mammalia; Chiroptera; Miniopteridae
Source: RefSeq, a predicted model, not a curated record
GGGGCAGGGUGGGACCGGGCUCAGAUCAGAGGCCUCUGGCCUUACUCGAUCUUUAAGGGACUUUGUCCGGUUUCUCGAACUUAAUUGGCUCUUCAGAGAUUUUAGUAAUAAAUUGCGUGAGAACUGGAGGGCGGUGUAAUCUGAAACUCUGGGUCGAAAUUGUGUUUACUAUAACCAAGUAAGGGUGUGUGCGUGUGUGUAUGUGUAGAGGUGUGUGUGUGUAGUAGGUGUAGAUCCCUUUUCCCUCUUAAGAUGAAGUUAGUAUGUGGAUCGUCACAGUGAAGAGAGCUAUGUUUUGGUUUAAAAGGUUAAUAGAAGCUCAAAAGUAGAAACCAGAAACUGAAAGGCAGAUUUACUCUCUCCCCACUUGGCUACCUGGGUUGAGAACUUUGCCAUAUCCUUCUCUUUUGGCUCAGAAGGUCAUGUGAAUGAAAAUAAACCUGCCUAUGCAAAUUAUGGAGGGAAUAAUCCUGGCUCAAUUCCCCCUCCCAUAUCCCUCUUAGUAUUCCCCUCCCACUUUUUUUUUUUUUUUUUUAAUGUGAGAGUGAUAGGGAAAUCAGAUUUCAAAGUUGAGGAAACAAAGGCAUUAUGGUUUUCUGUGAAGUGGUGGCCUGUUCGUGUUCCUUGUGACCUUUUACACUCUCAUCCGUUAAUAAUAUACCCCUCCCUUUUAGAAGUGGGAGGGGACAGGGAUUGUAGGCAGUUUUCUCCUGAGAGAUGGGCAACCAACUUUCCUUUAAGAUAGGAAAUGGACUUAUGCUAAAAAUAGAAGCUGGGUAGUGUGUAUGGAGUUGGGGGGGGAGGGGUUAGUAAAUCAGACGUAAAAUAUUUUGGGUGCUCUGUGCAUUGUUUGCUUAUCCACAACAACCCAUGUUUUAGGAUAUUGAAAGUUUUAUUUACAGAAACAGGGAUCCUUUGAUCAUUUGUGAGCAACGCUUCCUUUCAUAGUUGUGUCUAUAAAAGGUGUUUGUUCAGGGAGUAUAAUAAUUGACUUAUAUUUCUUCCUGUAAAAGUGGACUUUUAAUGUGUUUCCUCCCUUCUGCCUUGAUCAUGGUAUGAAAAUUAUGGAAUUUUAUCCUGUUGCUCUUGUGAUUCCCAUUUCAGGUUUCUCUGGAAACCCCCCUGGUAAGUGUGGAGGAGGCGGGACACUCUGACCCAAGACAAAAGGCCUGUAGCUCCAGCCAAAGAAAAUAAACCUUAGGAGAGAGAAGGAAAAAAAAAAAAACACACCCAUCAGCUGUUCCUGAGAACAGCCUACAGUGGAAUCUACAGAGAGGACAACUAACGUGAGUGAGGAAGUGACUGUAUGUGGACUGGAGACAGUAAGUCACGUGGGCCCUGAGGGCCUUGGACUGGGUUAGGAACUGUUGUACUUUCAGAGGUGAGGUGUUGAGAAGGGAAAAGUGAAUGUGGUCUGGAGUGUGGCCUUGGCUCCACGGGGUGUGCUUUCCUCUGAGGCCAUCAGGGAGCUCAGCCCCUGUUUUGCCAGGGUGGGGUACAGGGUUUCGCACUGAGGUGGGUAACUUGCUGGCUGGAGCAGCAGAGCAGUGGCCUUGAUUUGUCUUUUGGAAGAUUUAAAAACCAAAAAGCAUAAACAUUGUGGUCCUUCAGCAAUGCUUUCUCUGAAGAAAUACUUAACGGAAGGACUCCUUCAGUUCACCAUUCUGCUGAGUUUGAUUGGGGUGCGGGUGGACGUGGAUACUUACCUGACCUCACAGCUUCCCCCGCUCCGGGAGAUCAUCCUGGGGCCCAGUUCUGCCUAUACUCAGACCCAGUUCCACAACCUGAGGAAUACCUUGGAUGGCUAUGGUAUCCACCCCAAGAGCAUAGACCUGGACAAUUACUUCACUGCUCGGCGGCUCCUCAGUCAGGUGAGGGCCCUGGACAGGUUCCAGGUACCAACCACUGAGGUAAACGCCUGGCUGGUCCACCGGGAUCCGGAGGGGUCUGUCUCUGGCAGCCAGCCCAGCUCAGGCCUUGCCCUCGAGAGUUCCAGUGGCCUCCAAGAUGUGACAGGCCCAGACAACGGGGUGCGAGAAAGCGAAACGGAGCAGGGAUUCAGUGAAGAUUUGGAGGAUUUGGGGGCUGUAGCCCCUCCAGUCAGUGGAGACUUAACCAAAGAGGACAUAGAUCUGAUUGACAUCCUUUGGCGACAGGAUAUUGACCUUGGGGCUGGGCGUGAGAUUUUUGACUAUAGUAACCGCCAGAAAGAGCAAGAUGUGGAUAAGGAACUGCAAGAUGGAGUGGAGCAGGAGGACACCUGGCCAGGCGAGGGCACAGACGUUCUGGGACGAAACCUGCUAGUGGAUGGAGAAACUGGGGAGAGCUUCCCUGCCCAGUUUCCAGCAGACAUUUCCAGCUUAACAGAAGCAGUGCCUAGUGAGAGUGAGCCCCCAGGUCUUCAGAAUAACCUCUUGUCUCCUCUCCUGACGGGGACAGAGUCACCAUUUGAUUUGGAACAGCAGUGGCAAGAUCUCAUGUCCAUCAUGGAAAUGCAGGCCAUGGAAGUGAACACAUCAGCAAGUGAGAUUCUGUACAGUACCCCUCCUGGAGACCCACUGAGCACCAACUACAGCCUUGCCCCCAACACUCCCAUCAAUCAGAAUGUCAGCCUGCAUCAGGCAUCCCUGGGGGGCUGCAGCCAGGACUUCUCGCUCUUCAGCCCCGAGGUGGAAAGCCUGCCUGUGGCCAGCAGCUCCACACUGCUUCCGCUGGUCCCCAGCAAUUCUACCAGCCUCAACUCCACCUUUGGCUCCAACCUGGCAGGCCUCUUCUUUCCGCCCCAGCUCAAUGGCACAGCCAAUGACACGGCAGGCCCUGAGCUGCCUGACCCACUGGGGGGUCUGUUAGAUGAAGCGAUGCUGGAUGAGAUCAGCCUAAUGGACCUGGCCAUUGAAGAAGGCUUUAACUCUGUGCAGGCCUCCCAGCUUGAAGAGGAAUUUGACUCUGACUCAGGCCUCUCCUUGGACUCUAGCCAUAGCCCUUCCUCCCUGAGCAGCUCAGAAGGCAGCUCUUCCUCCUCUUCUUCCUCCUCCUCCUCCUCUGCUUCUUCCUCAGCCUCUUCCUCCUUUUCCGAGGAAGGUGCUGUUGGCUACAGCUCAGACUCUGAAACCCUGGAUCUAGAAGAGGCAGAGGGCGCUGUGGGCUAUCAACCUGAGUAUUCCAAGUUCUGUCGCAUGAGCUACCAGGAUCCGUCACAGCUCUCCUGCCUGCCCUAUUUGGAGCAUGUGGGCCACAACCACACGUACAACAUGGCGCCCAGUGCCCUUGACUCUGCUGACCUGCCACCGCCCAGCGCCCUCAAGAAAGGCAGCAAGGAGAAGCAGGCUGACUUCCUGGACAAGCAGAUGAGCCGGGAUGAGCAUCGAGCACGAGCCAUGAAGAUCCCCUUCACCAAUGACAAAAUCAUCAACCUGCCUGUGGAGGAAUUCAAUGAGCUGCUGUCCAAAUACCAGCUCAGUGAAGCCCAGCUGAGCCUCAUCCGGGACAUCCGGCGCAGGGGCAAGAACAAGAUGGCAGCGCAGAACUGCCGAAAGCGCAAGCUGGACACCAUCCUGAACCUAGAGCGGGAUGUGGAGGACCUGCAGCGUGAUAAAGCCCGACUACUGCGAGAGAAGGUGGAGUUCCUCCGGUCUCUGCGGCAAAUGAAGCAGAAGGUCCAGAGCUUGUACCAGGAGGUGUUUGGGCGGCUGCGAGAUGAGAAUGGGCGACCCUACUCGCCCAGUCAGUAUGCUCUUCAGUACGCUGGGGAUGGCAGUGUCCUCCUCAUUCCUCGCACCCUGGCCGACCAGCAGGCCCGGCGGCAGGAGAGGAAGCCAAAGGACCGGAGAAAGUGAGCCUGGGGAGGAAGGGGGGUUGACACCAAGAUCGAAACUGGAGAAGGGCUGGGCCUGGACCUGGACCUACAAGAGGGGACUUGAAUGCCUUCUUAAUCCAAUAGAUCUCCUCAGAUGGGAUGACUGGGUCAGUGGACAGGAAGAGGCACAGGCACAGGCGCUGUCUGGCUCAGCUUCCCCCACUGGGGAGGGUGGAAGUUGCCAGACUGUUUGGGUGGAUAAGGUCCUCACCCAUCCCCCUUUCCUUUGAGGGUAGGGGUGGGGUGGUGAAGGCAUUGAUGGAGGCGGACAAAGGGGAAGGAAGGGACUUGGGAGAGGAAGUAGUAGGAAGUCUCAUUCCAGGAAGGAAAGAAACCAAAAAAAAUCAAAGCUGGAAGUAGUGCAGGUUAAGAUUGAAUCUCACCAGGAUUCCAGGCAGCAGGUUUUAGGUGGGACUAGGUCAUUGGUGUGAAUAAACCCCACUUCACCCCAGGGGAGGAACACAGACAGGGUGGGUUCUGGGAGGGGCUUUGUGAACUCUUUCUGCUCCCACACUUUGGCAUCUCUGAAGGGGAGCUCUUAGAUAACUCCUUGAAUGUUUCAACACGGGAGCCACUGGGACCCAGCAGUAGCUUGGAGGGUUAGGGUUAAAGGGUAGAGUGAACAGGAAAGGUCCCCGUGUUGCAGCAGCCCCAACACCAAGCAUGUCACUCACUGCCCUGCCACUCCAUCACCCUUGGUGCCCAGUCACCCCUGAGCUGAGGUUCCCAUGACUCCAUCAGAGCCUGCAUGCAAAUGCUGUUCUCUUCCCCGCCCCUCACCGGCUGCCCAGAGGUUUUCUGCAGCUGUAUGCUGGCAGUGCCCCCAGUGAUGGGCCUACAGCCUUCUGGGGGCUGCUCUGAGGCAGGGGGUGGUGUGGAGAAGCCAGGCAGUAUUCAGCACAACACUGGGGAGUGACCCCUCAGGCCUCCCACCACCAACUGGGCCUGUCACUGGAAAAGAAAACUCUGAAACCCAGCAACAACAAAAUACUAGUCCUCUUAGAGUUUCUUGCGCCUUGAUUUUUUUUUUUAGGGCUUGAGCCCUGUUUCACUUAUAGGGUCUAGAAUGCUUGUGUUGAGUAAAAAGGAGAUACCCCAAUAUUCAAAGCUGCUAAAUGUUCUCUUUGCCAUAAAGACUCCGUGUUAACUGUGUGAA